AUGGACUCGUCUUCGUCGGCCAGCGCAAGCGGCCCGUCGCCAACAACCAUCAUCAUCAUCGCCUCUGUUGCUGGUGCAUCGAUCCUGCUCUUUGGCUCGCUGCUCAUCUUCUGUCUGUGCUGCCGCGUUCGUCCCGAUACUGGCACCCAUUCUGCUCCCAACUCCCGCACCAAUCUCAUGAUUACCCCGCGCUCGACACUGUCGCUGGUCAGUAAAUCCAGCAGCCAGGAGGGAACGCCUUCCCAGCGGCCGAAAUCGCUGGCCCUGCACCAUCCGUCCCCAGCCGUCGGCUUUACAUCCCCAGCAGUCAGCCACUCGUCCCCGGCAAUCAGCUUCUCAACCCCGGCAGUCAAUCACUCAUCCCCGGCAGUCAGCUUCUCGACCCCGGCGCCGCCAAGCUUGUCUCACUCAAAGUCUCAGCAUAGUCUGAGAAUCGACACAAGCAUCAUCAGAAAGCCUCCCCCGCGAGAUCAAUACGACCACCACCCGGCCUUCUGGCAGUAGCCGGCCGUCGAUAGCGAUCGCCCACAACCCAGGCACUGGCUAUGAGGGGGGGGGGCGACUCGACCAGAGUUCUUGGACUGGCGGGCAUACCCUUUCCCACCCCGGAGCCUCGAUGCGCUCCUCACACCCCGUCAUCAUCUCUGGAUCCCACCCUCCGAUGUUUUUCUUCUUCGUCAUCUCGACGAUUUGUCUGCCUCCCGCUCCCCUCUUUGCCGACAUCCCGCCGCCUCAGCUUGAUGGUUCUUGGUCAGGCAGAUUCCCAUGUCGCUGUUGGCUCGUGCCUCCCCAUCCUGUCCGCAUGUGCACCAUUCCACCGCAACUACAACUGCAC
This is a messenger RNA of Polychytrium aggregatum, 835 nucleotides long. RefSeq lists its product as uncharacterized. The coding region runs from base 1 to 504 and encodes 167 amino acids. The record is from RefSeq and is a predicted model, not a curated record. NCBI's taxonomy places the organism in Eukaryota, Fungi, Chytridiomycota, Chytridiomycetes, Polychytriales. The transcript has 2 exons.